Molecule: messenger RNA, 1866 nt
Organism: Telopea speciosissima
Lineage: Eukaryota; Viridiplantae; Streptophyta; Magnoliopsida; Proteales; Proteaceae
Product: inositol transporter 4-like
Exons: 7
Coding region: 104-1828 (574 amino acids)
Biological process (GO): transmembrane transport
Cellular component (GO): membrane
Molecular function (GO): myo-inositol:proton symporter activity
Source: RefSeq, a predicted model, not a curated record
UACAAGACAAGAAGCUGGUGCAUAAUUUUUUACGGAGGUUAGAACCCUUUUAUGUUCCUUUUUUGGAGAGAAUUUCUUGGUGUAUUUUCUCAAAUUUCACAAAAUGGAAGGUGGUAUUCCAAAAGCAGACAAAACAGAAUUUAGAGAAUGUUGUCUUACAACUUGGAAACAGCCUUAUAUUAUGCAACUCGCUUUAUCAGCUGGUCUUGGAGGGCUUCUCUUUGGUUAUGACACAGGAGUUAUCUCUGGGGCCCUUCUUUAUAUCAGAGAUGAUUUUGAAGCUGUUGACAAGAGUACAAUUUACCAAGAAUUCAUAGUAAGCACAGCAGUAGCAGGAGCUAUGAUUGGUGCUGCAUUUGGUGGAUGGGUUAAUGAUUGGAAAGGGAGAAGAAUAUCAAUCUUGAUAGCUGAUAUUUUGUUUUUUAUUGGUGCAUUAGUCAUGGCUGCCUCAAUACAUCCUUAUAUGAUAAUUUGUGGAAGAUUACUUGUUGGCAUGGGUGUUGGAAUGGCCUCCAUGACUGGACCUCUUUAUAUUUCAGAAGCUUCUCCUGCUAAAAUUAGAGGUGCCCUUGUUAGCACAAAUGGUUUGCUAAUUACUGGAGGCCAAUUUUUAUCAUACCUUAUUAAUUUGGCUUUCACAAAGGCGCCCGGAACUUGGCGUUGGAUGCUUGGAGUUGCAGGGCUUCCAGCUUUGAUUCAGUUUAUAUUGAUGUGGUCACUUCCUGAGUCCCCUAGGUGGCUUUAUAGAAAGGGUAGGAAACAGGAAGCAGUGGAUAUUUUGAAGAAAAUAUAUCCAUCUCAUGAACUUGAUAGUGAGGUUGAGGCUUUACGCAUAUCAGUUGAAAAUGAAAUAGCAGAGGAAGGUUCAAUUGGUGAAGGUAACAUAUUUACUAGGGUUAGGAAAGCAUGGAGUAAUGUGAUAGUCAGAAGAGGGCUCAUUGCUGGAAUUGGAUGUCAAGUAGCUCAACAGUUUGUGGGGAUCAACACAGUCAUGUACUACAGCGCAACUAUAGUACAGUUGGCUGGGUUUGCUUCAAAUAAGACAGCCUUAGCACUCUCCCUUGUUACUUCUGGUCUUAAUGCAAUUGGUUCCAUUGUUAGUAUAUUAUUUGUUGAUAGAUAUGGGAGGAGAAAAUUGCUUCUUUGGAGUUUGUUUUUCAUUGUAGUUUGUCUUACUGGUUUAUUUGGAGUGUUCAAAGAAGCUGCUAUGCGUUCUCCACCUGUAAGUCAUGUAGAAUCUGCACACUUUGGUGCAAAUGCUACUUGUCCUCUUUACUCUGCAGCAAGAGAUGCAUUAUCUUGGAGCUGCAUGUCAUGCUUAAAAGCAUCCUCUGAUUGUGCGUUUUGCGCCAAUGGCCAACAGAAAGCUGGUGCAUGUUUGGCUUCAAACCCAAGUAUUAAAAAUGCAUGUCAUGGAGAGCACCGCGAAUGGUUCACUAAAGGAUGUCCAAACAGUUUUGGGAUUUUAGCAGUAUUGGGCUUAGGAGCAUACAUAAUUGCUUAUUCACCUGGUAUGGGAACUGUCCCUUGGGUUCUGAACUCAGAGAUAUACCCAUUGAGAUAUAGAGGGCUUUGUGGAGGGAUGGCUGCAGUUGCUAACUGGUUUUCGAACUUCAUCGUGAGCCUGACAUUCUUAACUCUAACUCAACUCCUUGGCUCAGCAUAUACAUUUCUCUUGUUUGGAUUCUUUUCACUCUGUGCUUUUGUAUACAUCUACUUUCUUGUACCUGAGACCAAAGGGUUGCCAUUUGAGGAGGUUGAGAAGAUGCUGGAACGAGGAUUUAAGCCCUGGCCUUUCAAUUCAAAAGAAAAAGAGCAGCAUAAAUGAAGCUCAAGGAAAUCAUUGAUAUAAUAAUUUUAUUUUCA